UCAUUCCGUUGCUUUUUAUAUUGAACAGAGAUCGAGCAGAGCAACCAGCAGGUUUUAGUGAAAUUGUACAUAUAAAAAGAAAACACAAAUUAAAUAAGUCGUGUUCAGGGGGAGUUUAAUCAAGCGGGUUUUAAAGCAGUUAUUUGUCAUGGCUGGAAUUUCCAUUGCAGGGACUGGUUUGCUGUUACUGUUUAUGUUAAUGGUUUUGGCAAGUCAUGUGAAAGCAGAGUGGGUUGUUCCACCGAUUAAAAUUAGAGAAAAUGAAGAUUAUUCCAGCAAAAACCCAAUUGCCAAAAUUCGCUCUGAUGUAAGAGAUGUAGUUAGAUACACACUUGUUGGUGAAGGAGCUGAUCAGAGACCUUAUCGCCUAUUUGUUAUUAAUCCAGACAAUGGUGACAUUAGCAUAACAUCAGUUGUUGACAGAGAAGAAAAGUCUAGCUACAUACUGAAAGGACGAGCUUAUAACUCUGCAGGACAACAAGUGGAAGGUGAUAUUGACCUGAAGAUUAAAAUUGAGGAUGUUAAUGAUAACAACCCCAGAUUCACCCAGAAAACAUUUUCCGGGAGCGUUUAUGAACUGAGCAAGAUAGAUACUUUUGUAACGCAAAUAAAUGCAACUGAUGCAGAUGAGGAGAACUCAAUAAAUUCACUCAUUGCUUACGAAAUACUUGAACAGAGCCCUGGAAAUAUGUUUUAUGUUGAAAGGAACACUGGCAGAAUACUGGUAGCAGAUUCUAACCUUGAUAGAGAGACACAUUCAAAGUAUUCUCUUAUGGUACAAGCCAAAGAUUUGAAUGGAGAAUCGGGUGGUCUUGCUAGCACAGCACAACUUGAAAUUGCAAUUGCAGAUGUUAAUGAUAAUGUUCCAACACUGGAGAAAGGGUCUUAUGAAGGUACUAUUGUUGAAAAUACAAAAGGCAUGGAAGUAAUGAGAAUGAAAGCCCUUGAUGCAGAUGAAGAAUUUUCAGACAACUGGCUUGCCAAAUUUGAAAUUGUGUCUGGCAAUGAAGGAGGUUACUUCAGGAUUGAGACUGAUCCUAAGACUAAUGAAGGGGUUUUGAUUCUACAAAAGGAAGUUGACUAUGAAGAACUACAGAACCUUGCCCUUGGAGUUGUUGUCAGAAACAAAGCACCUUUCUAUAGUUCUGUUGUAGACACCAGCACUAGUGUCAACAUAGGUGGAGGAGGAGGUGGAGGAGGUGGAGGAGGUGGAGGAGGAGGUGGAGGUGGUGGAGGAGGAGGAGGAGGAGGAGGAAGUAGUGGUUUUGGAGGAGGCGGCAGUAGUGGUGGUGGAGGAGGAGGUAGUUUUGCAGCAGGUGGAGGAUCCUCAUCAUCUUACACUCUAAAACCAGUUCCAGUUAAACUCAAUGUGCAAAAUGUGCUGGAAGGUCCUAAGUUUUCUCCAAAGGUAAAGGCAAUUCCCAUUUCUGAGGAGGUGGAUCAAGUGGAUCUUUCAAAAGUAAUUGCACAGUAUCCAGCCAUUGAUGCAGACACUGGAAAAAUUGCUGAAAACGUCAAGUAUGUAAAGAAAUACGAUCCUGAUAAUUGGCUGAUAAUUGAUCAGAAGACUGGAGAUAUUAAACUUGCAAAAGUACCAGACCGUGAAUCAAAAUUUUUGGUUAAUGGCACAUACACUGCAGAAAUAUUGGCCAUUACAGAUGAUUUACCUGCAAAAACUUCUACUGGGACUGUUGCUAUCCAGGUAGAAGACUUCAAUGAUCACUGUCCAACUCUUACAAGUACCUUUACAGACAUGUGUUCCAGUGACAAAUCAGUGCUAGUAACAGCUGUAGAUAUUGACGCGGAUCCCAAUAGUGUUCCUUUUAAAUACCAGAUUGUUGAUGACCCUGAGGGUACAGCGCAGAACUGGAAAAUUGAACAUCUCAAUGGAACUAGCAUGCUACUGAGACCAACAAAAACCAUUUGGCCUGGUCAAUAUGGUGUAACCCUUUUAAUAUAUGAUCAGCAGGGGAAAUCCUGUAGUGACAAGCAGGUUCUAAAUAUUGCUGUCUGCACUUGUACAAAUAUUGGAUCAUGUGCUGCAGAGUCUGACAGAGUUCAAUCAAUUGUAACUAGACUUGGACCUGCAGCUAUCGGCCUUAUGAUUCUAGGACUCUUACUGCUGCUACUUGUGCCUCUUCUGCUGCUAUUUUGUACAUGUGGGGCUGGAGCGGGGAGCAAUUUUAUCCCAGUUACUGAUGGCUCAGCAGGACAAUUGAUUCCAUAUGACACAGAAAAAAUGGGUGAAGAUAAGGCAGUUCCAGCUCUUGUUCCAUCAAUGGAUAGUUUAAAAAUUGGUGGCGGGGUCAGUGGCACCAGGACAUUAGGAUUUGGAGAACGUGCUAUGUACAGUAACAACAGCAAAUGUAUGGGUUCUCCUGGGGUAUUUGCAAUGGCAACAAGACCAGUGGCAGCUGAAUAUGACUUGGUGGGACCAGGGUAUGGAUGUGGUUAUGAAGCAGAAUGGUGUCACUCCAAUGGAGGCAGUGGAGAUGACUUUGAGGGUGUAGCUCUGCCUGAGGCUUACUUGGAACAGUACUAUAUGGAGAAGGCUAAAUAUGUUUCAGAUGAAGGACAUCCACAAAAAGAUGCUGCCUUGGUGUAUAAUUAUGAAGGUCAAGAGUCACCUGUGGGUUCGUUAGGGUCUUGUAGCUUUAUUGAAGGAGAUCUGGACCAAAGCUUCCUAAAUGAACUAGGACCAAAGUUUAAGACUCUUGCUGAAAUAUGCAUGGGCUCAGAGAUGACUUCAGGAGUUUCUGUUGAGCAGCCUAAUGUUGCUGUUCAGCACACUGCUGUGUCCGUUAACCCAGUCAUCAGCAAUAAUCGUGUGAUGACCAACAAAACUGUUGAGAUGACCACCCCAGUUCCAGCGCCCCAGGUCCAAAAGAAUGUGGUUGUUACAGAAAACUUGUCUCCUCCUCAGCCAACCGUGUAUCUCCAGAAAAAUCUAGUUGUUUCUGACCCUGCCCAUGUUCAACAGCCUGCCUACAUUCAACAGCCUGCCUACAUUCAACAGCCUGUAUACUAUGCCACUAACCCAAUCAUUCAGACCACUCGAUACAUUGUUGGGCCACAGGUCCAAAGAAAUGUCAUGAUAGAAAGGUCUUCUGUCCCUGGCCUGCAAGGUCACAUUCUAAUGAGUGACAUUCCAAACACUCAGAAUGUGAUGGUGACCCAGAAGAGAUUGGUGCAUGGCUCGGGCAUUCAGGAUGGCAUGGUGAUGGGGUUAGAUCAGGGUGCUCUGCGCGUGAGUGAAAUGCCAAGCUCACAGAAUGUGGUACUACUAGAAAAUAGAGGUUUUGAUCAGGGAAGCAUGCACUUGAGUAACCCUGUCUCUCAGAAUGUGGUGUUAAAAGAGAAGAGAGUGGUGUCUGGACAUAAUGUGCAGGGUGGUACGAUGGGGUACGAACUGGGCAGCUUGCAGAGAAAUGUAAUGCCUGGUUCACAGAAUGUAACAGUAACAGAGAAGACAGUGGUAUCUGAUUCCAGUGUGCAGGGUGGAAAGAUGGGGUUUGGUCAGGGUAGUCUGCACAUGAGUAAAAUGCCAGGCUCACAAAAUAUAACGGUAACAGAGAAGAGAGUGGUAUCUGGAAGUAGUGUGCAGGGUGGUUUAAUAGGAUGAAAUAAGAUGCACUUGGCAUAUAGUGAUGACAGCACAAAGAUAAAGCCCGCAACCAGACAGAACAUUUUAGAAUGGAAUGGCUACAAGUCCUUUACACUUUAAUUAUUAUAGGAUCCCUUAUUUAAAUCAAGGACAUUUAGUUUUAUCCAAGGUUUAUGCCAGGAUUCUGUUAAUUUGUCUUAAAUGAAUACAGUAAUUGAUUUUUAAUUGUCAAGGACUGUUAUGUAAAAUACAGUCUAUUGAUAAAGAAUUGCUUAUGUGCUGUAUGUAUAUAGAGUAUGUAAUCUUUUUUUUUUUGUUUGUUUUAAUGUAAACAGUAUUGCAUAGAUUAACUUGUUCGGUUUAAAGGCUUGGGGCUUGGUAUAUACAUUUUAAUGAAGAAUGGUUGAUAAUUUUAGCUUACAGGUUGGAUCAAUUGUACUGUACAUGCCUCUUUCAACACUACUGGGGUUGUAUACGCAUUGUGCAUCUCAGCAUUGCUUUUUAAAAGACUUUUGAAUACAAGGUUGUGGUUCUAGAAGUGGGUGAGUAUUUCCAAGAAUGUAACAUAGUUUGUAAUUUCAUAAGCAGGUAUUGCAUUUUUCUGUUGAAAAUUAUCAUUGGUGGUGUUGGGUUGUCAGAGAAAGAAAUUGAUUAAUUAAGUCAGGGGUUUCCAAAGAUGGGCCAUGGAAGCAACAACGGUCUAUGUAUUUUUAUAUGGAAAAUAAUGAAAGGCAACAAUAAAAUCAGAUUCAAAUAAAAUAACAAUUUAGCUUGAGAUUAUUUACAGUGUUACAGGUUUAAUAUUUUGUAAUUUUGUAAAUUU
This is a messenger RNA of Polyodon spathula (Mississippi paddlefish), 4427 nucleotides long. Its product is annotated as desmoglein-2-like. Bases 149 to 3622 code for a protein of 1157 amino acids. Gene Ontology annotation, cellular component: plasma membrane; desmosome. The transcript has 14 exons. Gene Ontology annotation, biological process: homophilic cell-cell adhesion. Gene Ontology annotation, molecular function: calcium ion binding. Lineage: Eukaryota; Metazoa; Chordata; Actinopteri; Acipenseriformes; Polyodontidae. The record is from RefSeq and is a predicted model, not a curated record.